GAAUUCAAGAUGAGUGUAAUCCAUUCCAAGACUUCUUCUUUCAAGCGGUGUUCAAACAGAGCCCGUUUACGGAAGUCAGAACAAUCGACUUCAAUCGAUGACCUGAAAGCAGAGGCCCUGGGUGCAUCCGAAUAUCCAUACUAGCGCACUGUACAGUAGGCGAGACGCAGUACGCCACAGUAGUAGUACGUCCGAAUUCUUAGUAGGCAUCGACUAGUAGGCGAAAAGUACCCGGAUGGCCUACUACCUCCACAGUAUACAACGGAUGGUCACUACGCUAUCCCACAAUUCAGCGGGAGCCCGAUAACCGUAGAAGAAGACGAGCCGCCGGGAAAAUCAAAUCGGACAAAAUGGCUGAUACGAUGGAGGUCACGGCAGCUACUUCUGCCGAUGUUUAUAAAUGUUUAAGUAGGAACUACAACAUGUAUUACAGCAUCCCAAUAUGCUGACAUCAAGAGAGCAGAUGCAAGAACGGCCCCAAAGAUCUGUCUUCCCUGGAUGACAGCCUGACCUGCAGCUUAAUCCUGUGAAAACAUCUGACAUCAUAAUUUAUGCAGCGGAGCCUUGAUCCAGAUGCAAAGAAACAACUGGAAGAAGAUGAAAAGAGAGUCAUAAGUGAUGAGCACUGGUUUUUGGACCUUCCAGAACUUAUGGCAAAUGAGCAUGUCCUUCUUAUGGAAAAAAGUGUUGUAUCCUGUGAGAAUUUGGUGUUUGGGAGAAUUUCACUCAAGGGUUUCAAUCCUGAGAUUGAGAAAUUGAUGACCGUAAGAAGUCAGAACGUUAAUGAUGAAGAGGAAAUGUCCAAAAUGGACACUGAUAUAACUGAUGAAGAAAUGGCAACAAGGUAUGCAGAUUUAGUCGACAGCAUAAAAAAGAAAUUUGCCAUGAAACGUGGGCAUUCCGUGUUGGAAGAUGAUGUUAGUUUGGAGGAAAAAACAAAGAGAGCCUUUCAGAAGCCAAAGGAUUGAGAUGACACCUGAUAAACUUUUUUUUGUGUGAUCAUACAUUAGCUUAUUUGCCUUUUUGUAAGUGUGGCCAUUUUAUUUUUGUGGGCCUGUUUUGUUAUUAAAUUGUUUGUUUGUUUUGUCUAAUAAAAAAAACAUAUAACUCUUA
Alosa alosa (allis shad) is the source of this 1113-nucleotide messenger RNA. RefSeq names its product M-phase phosphoprotein 6 (gene mphosph6). NCBI's taxonomy places the organism in Eukaryota, Metazoa, Chordata, Actinopteri, Clupeiformes, Clupeidae. The record is from RefSeq and is a predicted model, not a curated record. Bases 552 to 968 code for a protein of 138 amino acids. The transcript has 6 exons. Gene Ontology annotation, biological process: maturation of 5.8S rRNA.